CAAUAGAAAUACAGAAUGGGUCAGCUUGCGGAAGACAUUGAACGAGACUGAUGGUUUUGAAACGAGGAGAAGAAAUGUAAAAGAAAGUUGCUAUUUUGGAAAGUUAAACACUGUCUAUGGGUACACACAUCAACUACACCGUGUCCCUUAUUAUUGACCUGAGUAUUUCUUUUCGUUUGUUCAUCUGUUCAUACUGAGAACUGCUGGUAAAGCUGGGCAGAGUUGUGAGUUAUGUCCAAAUCAACAAGAUGGGACUCAAAACAAAAUGAGUCAAAAUACUUGCCGAUCUAUCAGCACAAAGCCGAGCUGAUUCAGGCUGUCAAGGACAGCACUUUUCUGCUUGUCACCGGUGAGACUGGCAGCGGGAAAACUACUCAACUUCCACAGUACCUGCAUAAAGCAGGUAUUUGUAGAGAUGGCAAAAUCGGCAUUACGCAGCCCCGCCGUGUGGCUGCCAUCACGGUGGCCCAGAGGGUCGCCCAGGAGAUGCGGUGCACUCUGGGUAGAGAGGUUGGCUACCAAGUACGCUUUGAUGACUGCUCAUCACAGGACACGGUGGUAAAGUACAUGACAGACGGCUGUUUGCUCAGAGAGAUCCUGGCAGACCCGGUACUUUCUCAGUACAGUGUUGUAAUCUUGGAUGAAGUCCACGAGCGCAGCCUCAACACAGAUAUUCUCCUGGGUUUGUUGAAGAAAAUCUUCUCCAACCCUGCAAAGGCCAUCAAAGGGCGAUCGUUCCCUUUGAAAGUGGUGGUGAUGUCCGCCACCUUGGAAACUGACAAACUCUCAGCGUUCCUUGGUAACUGUCCCGUCUUUGCUAUUCCCGGGAGGACUUUCCCUGUCACCUGCACAUUUGGCUUCGCUGUAGGACCUAAAGACAUAGAGAGCGCUGGUUAUGUAAAAGAGGUUGUCAAAAUGGCCCUUGAUGUGCACACCAGUGAAAUGGCUGGGGAUAUUCUUGUGUUUUUGACUGGUCAGUUAGAGAUUGAGCGUGCCUGUGACUUGCUGUAUGAGAAAGCUGAGUCUAUAGACUACCGCUAUGAUGUGCAGGACCAAACAGUAGAGGGCCUUCUUAUUUUGCCUCUUUAUGGGUCCAUGCCCACUGAGCAACAGAGGCAGAUCUUUCAGCCUCCGCCUGCAGGAAUCAGAAAGUGCGUGGUGGCCACUAACAUUGCAGCAACAUCCCUUACCAUCAAUGGCAUAAAAUACAUCAUAGAUAGUGGGUUUGUGAAACAGCUCAACCACAACUCAAGAGUGGGCAUGGAUAUCUUGGAGGUGGUGCCUAUUUCAAAGAGCGAGGCUCAGCAGAGGGCAGGCCGAGCCGGAAGAACCUCAGCCGGGAAAUGCUUUCGAAUCUACACCAAGGAAUUCUGGGAGAAGAGUAUGCCUGAGUACACAGUUCCAGAAAUUCAGAGGACAAGUCUGACUGCAGUGAUACUCACACUCAAGUGUCUGGGCAUUCAUGAUGUCAUUAGGUUCCCUUAUCUGGACUGCCCAGAGGAACGGUUUAUCCUUGAGGCGUUAAAACAGCUCUAUCAGUUUGAUGCCAUUGACAGGAGAGGCAGAGUGACUCAGCUGGGGGAGCUGAUGGUGGAUUUCCCCCUGCAUCCAGGUCUUACGAGGGCCGUACUCAAAGCCGCUUCGCUCGGCUGUCAGGACCUGCUGCUCCCUGUAGCCGCCAUGUUGUCUGUAGAGAAUAUUUUCAUCAGGCCAGGUAACCCCGAAAAGCAGAAAGAGGCAGAUAAAAAGCACACAGCACUGGCUGCUAAGACUGGCAGCAUGAACGACUUUGCCACACUCCUCAGUGUGUUUCAGUCAUGCAAAUCCAGUGACAGACCCUCUGUCUGGUGUAAAGAUAAUUGGAUCCACUGGAGGGCGCUGAAGUCAGCCUUUAGUGUGGAGACUCAGCUGCGAGAGAUCCUUCUUCGCCUCCAGCAGAAGAGAGAUUUCCCUACAGAAACAUUUGAUGGCAAUAAGAGUGAAAUCUUCAGACAGUGCUUGUGCACAGGAUAUUUCACCAAUGUUGCCAGAAGGUCUGUUGGAAAGGUUUUUUGCACAAUGGAUGGCAAUGGGUCCAUGGUUCACAUUCAUCCAUCAUCAAUGCUGUUUGAAAAGGAGGCUGAGUUGGACUGGGUCAUCUUCCACGAUGUGCUGCUGACUUCACGGGUGUACAUCAGGACUGUGUGUCCAAUUCGUUAUGAGUGGGUGAAGGACUUAUUACCUAAACUCCAUGAGGUGGACGUCUAUGAACUGAGCAGUGUGGCAAGAGAAGAAGUGACUGAUGAGGAGAUGAUAAAAUGGGAGAAAAGGGAAGCAGCCAAAAGACAACCAGAGGUUUCCACUGAGGAUGUCAUGAAGAAACUGGAGAAGCGAAACAACGAAACCACUGUCAGUGAUGCUCGAGCUCGCUACUUGCAGCGAAAACAACAAAGACAGCAAAGUAAAGCUCUCUGACAGAAAGCUUAUCAGACACGAUUCAUUCAGUGUAUCACAGAAAAUAUAUUUUUGGAAAUUAUGUCUGAAUAAUAAACAUGAAUUGCAUUUGUAAUGUUGCCUCUGUUGUACAUCCCUUUGCACACAGUGCUGGAGCAGUGGUCGGUUCCAUGGGUUUUUAACAAGAUUCGCAUCUAAAGAAGAUGUGUACUUAACUCAAAAACAUUGCGUAUAUUGAAAGAAGCCUAAAAGACUUACUAUGGGAGGAUUGACAAGACUCUU
Messenger RNA from Scatophagus argus, 2715 nucleotides. It is a transcript of the gene dhx40, whose product is annotated as DEAH (Asp-Glu-Ala-His) box polypeptide 40. The coding region runs from base 232 to 2454 and encodes 740 amino acids. Lineage: Eukaryota; Metazoa; Chordata; Actinopteri; Scatophagidae. Gene Ontology annotation, cellular component: intracellular anatomical structure. The transcript is spliced from 17 exons. The record is from RefSeq and is a predicted model, not a curated record. Gene Ontology annotation, molecular function: RNA binding; ATP hydrolysis activity.